This is a messenger RNA of Dracunculus medinensis (Guinea worm), 2598 nucleotides long. NCBI's taxonomy places the organism in Eukaryota, Metazoa, Nematoda, Chromadorea, Rhabditida, Dracunculidae. The record is from the annotation of a GenBank genome assembly.
AUGGGAAUAUUCUUUUUUUCGAAAAAAUAUCCUACAACAGAAAAUGGUUAUUACUUGGAUCUGUCGAAUGCGCAUUGGCGAUUUCGUUCAGCGAAUAAUGCUAUAAGUGGUGAAGCAUUAGUGCCUGGUGAUAUAUAUACUGAUUUGUUCAAUAAUAAUUUUAUACCCGAGCCUUUAUUUGGUGAAAAUGACCAAAAACUGAAGUGGAUUUCAAGAACUGAUUGGUACUACGAGACUGCAAUUGUUAUGACUGAAGAAUUGAAGAAGCUGAAAGCUGUCAUUUUGAAUGUCCGAGGACUUGACACAUUCGCUACCGUAUAUUUCAAUGAACAAGUAAUAUUAGAAACCAACAAUCAGUUUGUUUCUCAUAUUGUUAAAUUGAAAGAGUGGAAAGUUGGAACGAAUAAAAUUAAAAUAUAUUUCGUGUCACCGGUGAAGCGAGCUUCUGCUCUUCAUCAUCAAUACAUGAAAAGGAACCAUCAUGUGGUAUCACCAGAGUGUCCUCCAGAAGUAUACCAUGGUGAUUGCCAUGUCAAUAUGAUCAGGAAGGCCCAGGCGAGUUUUAGCUGGGAUUGGGGACCAUCGUUUCCAACUGUUGGAAUUUGGCAACCAUUAUCAAUUGAGGGUUUCGAUACUUUGUUUAUUGAUCGUUUCAGUGCAAAUGUUAAACAAAUCGAAGGUCAUUUCAGCGUUUCGCUAGACCUCUUUGCAUAUAGUGCAAUUAGCACGAAUAACGUUAAAGUGCAAUUCGCCUUUCCCGAACUAAAAAUUGAGAAGACGGUCGAUGCAACGGUGCAAGCCAAUGAAAUCAACCACAUACAAUCAAAGAUUCUGGUAAAUAGUUCUUCUGUUGAAUUAUGGUGGCCGAAUGGACGCGGAAAGCAGCAAUUAUAUGAAUUGACUGUUGAAGCAUACUGUGAAGGAACAAAAAUAACGACGAAGAGUUUGAAAAUAGGAUUUCGAUGGAUUGAACUAAUUGAAGACUAUGUUAAAGGUGACGAGAAACUUGGAAGAGACUUUUAUUUUAAGAUAAACGGUGUUCCAACUUAUUUGAAAGGAUCAAACUGGAUUCCUUUAUCACCUUUUCCGUCAAGGAAUCAUUCAAAACGACUUGAAUUCCUCAUGGAAUCCACGAAACAAGCAAAUAUGAAUGUUUUGCGAGUAUGGGGUGGUGGUUUUUACGAAAGCGAUGAAUUUUAUGAGCUCGCUGAUGAAAAGGGAAUUUUAAUUUGGCAAGACAUGAUGUUUGCAUGUGCAAUGUAUCCUACUGAUGAAAAGUUUUUAAAGAAUGUUAGACUUGAAGUUUAUCAGCAGGUCUAUAGAUUGCGACAUCACGCUUCGAUCUUGGUUUGGGCUGGAAACAAUGAAAAUGAACUAGGAUUGAGCAGUGGUUGGUUUAUACGUUACGGCUAUCCAUUGGAUAAGCAGAAAGAAGAUUAUAUUUUAUUAAAUAAAGAAGCAAUAAAAGCGGUGAUCGACAAAAUCGAUGAUUCUAGGCGAUUCCUUUAUUCGAGUCCGUCGAAUGGAAUCGAAACUGAUAUUGCUGGUGGCAUUUUCGGUUUCCCAAAUGACGAGCGCUUUGGUGAUAUUCACUUUUAUAAUGAAGAUUCCGAUCUUUGGAAAGAUUCUUCUUAUAAAACACCUCGAUGUGCCACUGAAUAUGGAGUUCAAUCUCUGCCAAGCAGGAAAACAAUGUUGCGCUGGAUAAAAGAGAAGGAAUGGUACUAUAGCAGCAAAAGCAUGACCGAUCGUCAACAUCAUCCUGGAGGUUUUUUAGCAUUGCUAUACAUGACCAUGUCACAUUUCCCGACACCAGCGAAAUGCAGGAGAGAUACAUUUUCGAAUCAAGCCAGUCGAUGCCAAGCAUUAAAUGAAGUCGAUAAAAUGGAUCGUCUCGUAUAUUUUAUUCAAAUGCACCAAGCAGUAGCCGUUCAAGUGCAAACUGAACAUUAUUUAAUAUGGCGUGGUCGUUACGAUUCACGAGGCCUUGGUAAUACAAUGUGUGCAAUGAUCUGGCAGUUAAACGAUAUAUGGUCAGGUGCAUCAUGGUCCAGCAUCGACUUUAAUUUAAAUUGGAAGCCAGUGCAUUAUUUUGCGAGGCGUUUUUUUAACGAAACUAUUUUAUCAAUGCAUCUCGACAACGAUUUUCAUCUACAUUUAUUCAUCGUAUCAGAUAGCGAACAACGCUUAUUCAAUCAUAUAGUAAAUGUUGAAUUUUUUUCCUUCACUCAUGGCUUUCAACCAAAUUUUAAUGUUACGAAGACGCUUAUAGUGGAGCCGUUAUCCUCGCAAGAAAUUUAUCUUGGCCAUAUUCCGAUUGAAGAAAAGAAAGUUGAUAUGUCGCUAUUGGGCACCGUUGUUAUCAAUGAUUUCAUUCAAAUUGAUAGAAUGAAUUAUCGAAUUGAACUUGAGACGAAUGCAAUUUCACCACUAGUAUGGCUCGAUUUUUCACCGAAUGCAACUGGCAUAUUUUCCGACAAUGGUUUCACAAUGGUUGAGCCAAAGAAAACGGUUUAUCUAACAUUGUCAUCAUUCGAUGGUCAACACUUUGUCAAAAAUAAUAUUCACGUUUGCUCAUUAAGGAACUGUGGCCUUUAG